Molecule: messenger RNA, 2622 nt
Organism: Wyeomyia smithii (pitcher-plant mosquito)
Lineage: Eukaryota; Metazoa; Arthropoda; Insecta; Diptera; Culicidae
Product: ras-responsive element-binding protein 1-like
Exons: 2
Coding region: 209-1654 (481 amino acids)
Biological process (GO): regulation of transcription by RNA polymerase II
Cellular component (GO): nucleus
Molecular function (GO): RNA polymerase II cis-regulatory region sequence-specific DNA binding; DNA-binding transcription activator activity, RNA polymerase II-specific
Source: RefSeq, a predicted model, not a curated record
AUACCUGUGUACAAGGUGGAUCUGUGAUCUGUCAAUAAUAGUGAAAAGUCCUCAAAUUAUUGGAGAAAAAUUGGUAUAUGGAGAUAAAAAGUUCGAAAAAUAAGUAAUGAAACAAAUAUUUUUGUGGAACAGUGAUGUUUGUGUGAAAUAAGUGAGUUAAGAGAAAGCUUCAUCAAUUCUCGGACAAAACAAUCGAGCUUUUCGUCCAAUGGAAGCCAAUUACGUUCAUCCGGAUGAUGACCCGGACAUUCUCGCUGAAGAUAACACUCGGCCAUCACUGCCGGAGGAUUUUCCAAAUUUUCGCGACUUCCAAAUUGAGAAAAUGGUCCAGCACUUUCGUGUAGUGACGGACGGAUCGGAACAGCGACUUCGGCUUGGCUUUAAGUGCAAGUUGUGUAACGAGGUGUUCAACAAAACGAUGCAGCUACUGGGACACAUUCGAAAACACUUCGAGGACAAUCACAGUUGCCGGGAUUGUGGAAAAUAUUUUUUCGAUACUAAUAAGUUGCACAUUCAUAAGAGAGCAAAACAUACACAGGCAUUGAAGUGCCAACUGGGGUGCCCAAGCUAUACCACCUCUAAUAUAAAAUGUCUUCAGUCGCAUUAUUUGCGUUAUCAUUGUAUAAAGAUCAGACCGAGGGAAAUGAAGAAAAUGGAAGAGACACUUGUUAGUCGGUCCGGGAAUACAGUAAGCAAAUUUAGAAUUCGACGGGAAGAAAUUGCAGAUCAGCAGAGAGCCUUGCCAGCAUUACCUGUGGCUCAAUUGAUCGAGAAAGCUGACACAGAGGAACCAGACCAAGAAACAGAAACAAGAACUGAAAUUGAUGAUGACGAUUUCGAUGAACCAGAAGACUAUGGACAAACGGUAGAGUGUUGCGUCUGUGAUGUGUACAUUCCAAGUGAAGACGAUCUGCGAGUACAUGAAGAGACGCACAGUAGUCCGUACGUUUGUAAGAUUUGUUUAACCGCUUUUGGACUGCUUGAUGAUGCUCGGGAUCAUUAUGAUGCUCACGAGAAAACCCAGGUUAUGCAAAAUCCUCUUCAAGUACAGUCGAUCAGUCUAUCCCCUGCAAUAUUACAGCAGCAACAAAUUCAAGCAAGCAUACCAGUAAACACCAUAACCACUCAAAGUCAGCAACAUAAUCCCACCCCAAACAUAACAACGAUGAUUGUAAUGCACAACGGAAAUCCAAUUCUGAUUCCAGUUCAGACCUUUGAUAGUAGUCAGUUGGUUCCAGCUUUUCAGCAGCAGGCAGUUCCAGCUCAAAUUAAUGCGCAGCCAACAACUACUAUCACGCCUAUCACAGCUACCUGGCCGAUCAACCAACUGCUUCCAGUCAACAAUCAAAUCGAAAUCAUUCCAAUCCACUCAACUCAUCAAGUAGCUAAUGCUCCCACAGGCACAAGUUCUUCGGCACCAGCAUUAAAUUCAAUUGGAGGAGGACUUCCCAUUCAGAAUAUAAUCAACAUCAAGCAAGAGCAUGGUCCUCCAACGGCAGCUCAUGUUCAACAUAACGCAGGAGGAGGAAUCGUAAUAACCCCCAUCACAGCGUUAGAUCAAAAUUUCUUGCAACAACAUCAGCAACAAGCUUUUAAUGCACAAAUGCAAAUGCAACAGCAGCAGCAACAACAACAUUAUCAACCCCAAUCGUAACUCGAAUGUAGAGCUGCACAACAAUCGAAUUAUAAUUUUAAACGCAGCACCGAUCGUUUGCUUAGCUUUGAACAGGUUUCGAAGGCUACGACAUUUUCAUAAUAUUUGUAAAAACCACUUUGAAGGCAUAGAAUUUGAACGCAGAAUAUUUUUACGUUGUGAGGCCAAGCAAAACUAUUGAAAAAGUCGUCCUUAUUCUUGUUUAAGGUCGUAUCCGACAUUCGUACGAAAAGAUCGAUUCGUACGAAUUGGAAAAUGCUAUUCUUAUUUUCUUAAACGCUAAAUAAAAGGGCGCUCGAACAUUCAAUUCGAACGAAAAUAGAAAUGCAAAUUGCGAUACUUUCGUGCAAAUGGGGCUCGUACUAGAACAAGAAUAAGUGCUAUUGUAACGAUAGAACAUUAGAAACAUAAUCAAAAAGUAGAAUCGAAUCGUGAAGAAAAAUAACUAGCUGCGAUCUUAUGUCCGUCAGACACCUUCAUCGUUUUGAAAGAUCGCAAUAUGUAUAGUCAUUCAUGUCUUGUACUUAUCCAGCCACUUUUAAAACCUUAAAAAAACAAACAAUUAUUCAGUUCAAAGCAUUACUGCGCAAUUAUAAUCUGGCUGCAUCGUUUUAUUUUUAAAAUUUUUAUGUUUUUUAAGGAUAACUGAAAAAAAAAUAAGUGGAUCGAUAUUCGAGCUAGUUUAUAUGCAAUAGUAACUUGCUGUUAUCGUUCGAUUAUCUGUAAUCCGGGGAUCUGCGAUAUGCAUCUUUAAAGUCAGCAUAGACAUUUAGACUGGAAUUUACAUGUAAUCAUGUAAGUUGAAAAUAGCUUAUUAACUCUAUAUUUAGUAACUUUAAGUAACCUUUCAUUAUUAAGUUAUUUUUGUUCAAUAGUUUAUCUUUAAUUAGACAUUUUUAUUAUUUAAUCUGCAUAGUCAUGCGUUAAAAGAGAAUGUAAUAAAAUCCAAUUUCGCAUAAUUAAAACAA